AAGAAAAAGAAAAAAGAAAAGAAGAGCAAGUCAGAAAAAAAAAAGGAUGGAGAAACACAGAAGAACAAGGAAAAAAAGGAGAAAAACAAAAAUAAAGAUAAGUCCAAGAAGAAAGAAAUUAAAGAAGAGAAGAAGAAAGAUAUUUUCAUUAUUGACCCUGCAGGAAAUAUGUACUACAACUGGCUGUUUUGCAUCACAAUGCCUGUAAUGUACAACUGGACCAUGAUUAUUGCCAGAGCCUGUUUUGAUGAGCUUCAGCAUGACUACUUAGCGGUAUGGUUUAUUAUUGAUUACGUUUCUGAUGCCAUCUACAUUGCUGACAUGUUUGUACGGACAAGAACAGGUUACCUGGAGCAAGGUCUUCUGGUGAAAGAAGAAGAAAAGCUUCGAGAGAAAUAUAAGACAUCUUUUCAAUUCAAAUUAGAUUUUCUGUCAGUCAUACCAACUGACCUCUUAUACUUUAAGUUAGGACUGAAUUACCCAGAAUUAAGAAUAAACAGACUACUCAGAGUAGCUCGGAUGUUUGAAUUCUUCCAGCGAACAGAAACAAGGACAAACUACCCAAAUAUCUUCAGGAUCUCUAACCUUGUCAUGUACAUUGUGAUUAUUAUUCAUUGGAACGCCUGUGUAUACUACUCAAUCUCAAAAGCCAUUGGAUUUGGGGCUGACACAUGGGUGUACCCCAACACCUCCGACCCUGAAUUCGCCCGUCUGACUAGAAAGUAUGUCUACAGUCUCUACUGGUCAACACUGACCCUAACUACUAUUGGUGAAACACCACCUCCUGUAAGAGAUUCUGAGUAUUUCUUUGUGGUUGUUGACUUCUUGGUUGGAGUAUUGAUUUUCGCUACCAUUGUUGGUAACGUGGGCUCUAUGAUCUCCAACAUGAAUGCUGCCAGGGCAGAGUUUCAAGCAAGGAUUGAUGCUAUCAAGCAGUAUAUGCACUUUCGAAAUGUGAGUAAAGACAUGGAAAAAAGAGUUAUAAAGUGGUUUGACUAUCUGUGGACAAACAAAAAGGCUGUAGAUGAAAGGGAAGUCUUGAAGUACCUGCCAGACAAACUGAGAGCAGAGAUUGCAAUCAAUGUUCACCUGGAAACACUAAAAAAAGUUCGUAUUUUUGCAGACUGUGAAGCUGGUCUGUUGGUUGAACUGGUUUUGAAACUCCAGCCACAAGUAUACAGUCCUGGAGAUUAUAUUUGCAGAAAAGGAGAUAUUGGACGAGAGAUGUACAUUAUCAAAGAAGGCAAGCUGGCAGUGGUCGCUGAUGAUGGAAUUACCCAAUUUGUGGUCCUAAGUGAUGGCAGCUAUUUUGGAGAAAUCAGCAUUCUUAACAUCAAAGGUAGUAAAGCUGGCAAUCGAAGAACAGCCAAUAUUAGAAGUAUUGGAUACUCAGACUUGUUUUGUUUGUCUAAAGAUGAUCUCAUGGAGGCUUUAACAGAGUAUCCAGAUGCAAAGGCUAUGCUAGAAGAAAAAGGCAAGCAAAUCCUAAUGAAAGAUGGGUUGCUGGACAUUGAAGUUGCAAAUUUAGGAAGUGAUCCUAAAGAUCUGGAAGAGAAGGUCACCUACAUGGAAGGGGCAAUGGACAGAUUACAAACAAAGUUUGCCAGGUUGUUGGCUGAGUAUGAAGCUGCACAACAGAAACUGAAAAAAAGACUUACGCAAAUCGAGAAAAUAUUGAAGCCAGUUAUAGAGCAAGAAUUUGCAGACUUGGAAGAAGGAGAUCCAUCCACAGACAAACCUGGAAUUUCAAAAGUGGAAUAAAACACUGGAGGUUGCCAAUAAGACUUCGGGUCAAAUCCUGCAUGUGGCUGAAUACAUUCGUUUCUAAUCUUUGUAGGACCUGACUAUUAACUAUGAAAAAUUAUUUGUUGAGGUAAUGUCAUGAAUUUCCUACAAGCAGCACAUAUUUGGCAGGUUUUGGAGAAGAAAAGAAGAAUCAAGAAUGAGAGUGGAAGAUAACACCUUGCUCUUGGACAAAUGGGGCAUUAUCUGCUAAUGCAUUAUGUACUCUUUAUGUAAGACCGGUCUACAGCAAAUGUAUUCAAUCUAUAUACAGUCACAUACUGGCAAAUAUUGGAAAUUUUGCUGACUAUUUUAAAAUAAUUUAUUUGUGUCUACUUAUGGAAAGAAGGAAAGGUUUGGUAACAAUUAUAUUAUUUUAAGUCAAUGUAGGCAUGAACCAUGAUAUUGAAUUUGCAUAUAAACAGCACAUUUUAAUAUCUAUUGAUUAACAUAACAUAAAGUUAUGGGAUAUUAU
Molecule: messenger RNA, 2257 nt
Organism: Pterocles gutturalis (yellow-throated sandgrouse)
Lineage: Eukaryota; Metazoa; Chordata; Aves; Pterocliformes; Pteroclidae
Gene: CNGA1
Product: cyclic nucleotide gated channel alpha 1
Exons: 5
Biological process (GO): monoatomic cation transmembrane transport
Cellular component (GO): intracellular cyclic nucleotide activated cation channel complex; plasma membrane
Molecular function (GO): protein-containing complex binding; intracellularly cAMP-activated cation channel activity; cGMP binding
Source: RefSeq, a predicted model, not a curated record